UGUGGAGCUCUUCCUCUCCUUGACCACACCACGCCUAUCACUUCGCUUCUCGGGCCUCUCCUCUCGCGAGCGAGCGAGCGAGCGAGCGAUCCCAGAGGCGACAGUGCGAGGCGGCUUUGGGUUGAGGAUUGGCGAACGGAGGAGGAGGAGGAGGAGCGAUGGUUUCGUCUUCCCCUCCCUUGGGUUUCAUCUUCAAGGCUCCGAACCCGGGUAUUUGUCUGCCUACGCCGGUGGCCGCCCCCGGACUCGGCGGAUUGGGCGGUUCUUCUCGAAUCCCUUUGUUUUCCAAGCCGUCCGUCCGUGUGUCUCUUGAUUCCUCAUGGGUUGGAAUCGAAAGGCCGCAUCUUUCAUAUGGAGCUCUCCGUCCUGGAAGAACUAUCGGACACUGCGGUUUUACUAAAGGAGAUAAUGAAGAUGGAGAUAAUUGGAGUAUUGAACAGAGAGAUGGUUUAUUUUCAUCUGGGUUAUCAGAAGAAAGUGGUCUCCAAAUUCCAACUCAAGCUCAGACUCUUGUUGAAGGUUCAGCCACAGUGGCUGUUUCGGAGUACAAACCAACUCCAGAUAUUGAUUAUCUAAUGGAACUUUUGGCUAUUCAACAGCAAGGACCCAGACCAAUCGGAUUCUUUGGGACACGUAAUAUGGGGUUCAUGCAUCAGCAGCUUAUUGAGAUUCUCAGCUAUGCCAUGGUUAUAACUAAGAACCACAUUUUUACUUCAGGAGCUUCUGGGACUAAUGCAGCUGUUAUCAGGGGCGCUUUAAGAGCAGAGAAGCCAGAGUUGCUCACUGUGAUCUUGCCCCAGAGCCUGAAAAUGCAAUCACCUGACAGUCAGGAGUUGUUAGCUAAGGUUCGAAAUCUAAUCGAGAAACCUGAAAAUGAUCAGUUGCCAUUAAUUGAAGCUAGCAGGCUGUGCAAUAUGGAUAUCUUAUCGAAGGUGCAACAAGUUAUAUGCUUUGCAUUUCACGACAGCAAAUUGCUCAUGGAAACAUGCCAAGAAGCCAAGAAACUUCGAAAAAUUGUGACUCUAUUUUAUCUCGAUUGAUCUCCAUGGUCGGAACACAUUUUAGUAUAUACUGUCCUGUCUAUAGGAUGGCAGAUGAUGAGAGUCAUUCGAUUCUUCUCUUUGUUUUUCUUUUCCUUCUUCCUACUUCACUGUUUGAUAGGUAGCUCGUUCUUUUCGGUGCAAAAGGAAUUACUUGUUGAUUUUCAUUCUUAGUAGAAAAAAAAUGAGUUAUCAGGGAAA
Messenger RNA from Zingiber officinale, 1241 nucleotides. RefSeq lists its product as uncharacterized. Bases 159 to 1040 code for a protein of 293 amino acids. The transcript is spliced from 6 exons. Gene Ontology annotation, molecular function: S-adenosylmethionine-dependent methyltransferase activity. Lineage: Eukaryota; Viridiplantae; Streptophyta; Magnoliopsida; Zingiberales; Zingiberaceae. The record is from RefSeq and is a predicted model, not a curated record.